CCGCGUUUGGCACGCGUGGUGUUACCUUCCGCUGCUCGCCGCGUUCGAAAUUCGAAAAUUAAAAACGCGCGGGACUUCUGUCAAAAAGUAUUUAUAUUUUAUUCUUUUGAAUAAUUAUUUGUAUACAAUUUAGUUUAAGCUUAAUAUUUUAAAAUGUAAAAUAAUGCUUAUAUAUUAUGUGACGUAUACUCAGCAUAUUUAAGACUAUUUAGUAUUAGUAAAAAACAAAUAUUGUAGAGGUGACAGAACCUCUUUUCAGAAGGAAAAAAUUGGGAGAAGUCGCGCGUUUUUUGUUUUAAAUGAAAUGGAUACGACGUAGAACUUUAAAUGUGAACAGUGAAAAUAAAAAUGAUAGAACAGUGAGUUUUUAGUAAUGGCGAGUAAAAGACUGAUUUUCAUUUGGGCGGUAUGGCUCGCGUUGCCCCUGGCAACGGGCCAUCUCAACGUGCUUAUUAGCCAAGCAGAAGUAAUGAAACUUUUGGGUCUGGAUGCAGAACUAUAUUACGUAAGGGAUGGUGUCGUGAACAACUAUGCAACUGGGUUCGUUGUGCCUGUACCAGCACAUAUUGCAGACCUCGAGUUUAUGUGGCAGGGAUUGGGAAGAAAACCGCUGCCGUAUGUGAUGGGUAUAGACUAUGACGUCAGAGCAGCGAGAACCGCCAUGCUGCCGCCACAAGUUAAUAUAUCCGAGAGAGGAUUCGUGCCUACAACUCAGCAAACAUUUCGAAUUCGCCUGCCAUGCACGGGAGCUGUGAAUCAAGAGAUUUUAGUAUUGAUACAGUUAAAUAUAUCGUCAGCUGAUCGAUCCAAUAAAGACGUGCGCCUACUUUUCAAGAGGAACAAAAUUUGUUUAGCUGGUGUAUCAACAAUAGUCACUCAAAACGAAACUGCAAGAUUAGCGGGGGACGCGGGACGUAACUCAGGCGGAGUGCUAUUCGCUGCUGGCGGUUGUGCCGCAGCAGCAUUGCUGUUACUCGCAGGAGUAGCCGCCGCGGGGACGUUAUAUAAGCGCGGGAACAAAGCAAGACAUCAUGAUUCCAUACACACAUCAUACACGACGGCAGCAUAUCAGUACGGUAGCCAUCAAAACGUUCUUCUUCGAUUGGAUACACUCGGCCGCCCGCCAAGUUCUACGGGAUCUUACGCGACUAUAGCCAGUCUACAUAAGUUUCCAUUCGGGAGUCGAAGAUCACCAUCUCCAUACGCAACCACACACAUCAGUGAUCACGUGUACGCGAAGCCGGAGUCACGUGUGUCCUACUACGCUGCCUCUAACUUAACACAUGUCUCACAGCAAACAAUAACGAAAGAUCGUGUUACGGAUCCGGCGGAACAGCUUCGAUUACUAACCACGCCUCGAUCGAACAUUCGGCUCGAGAUUCUGGUCCAAGAAGGUACUUUUGGGCGAAUUUAUAAGGGCGUGUUCAAGAGAGGAGACACGUAUGAAGAGGUGCUGGUGAAAACUGUGUCAGAUGCUGCGUCAGCCAUGCAAGCGGCUUUAUUAGUAGCUGAAGGUCUACGGUUCUUCGGUCUGGUGCAUGCAAAUGUGCUAUCUCCAAUGGCAGCCUGCGCAGAAGAAGCUAGAAAACCACUCUUAGUAUAUUGUUGCGUAUCACACUCUUCUAAUCUUAAGAGAUAUCUAACGUCAUGUCGGCUGGGACAACAAACGUCUCCGGCAACUCGAGAAUUGGUGGACCUUGGAGCUCAGCUUGCGUGUGGCCUCUCAUUCUUACACGUGCAAAGAGUAGUCCAUGCUGAUGUUGCAUCCAGGAACUGCAUAGUGGAUGAGAAGUUAAGACUGAAGGUGACGGACACGGGUCUGUCACGUGAUCUCUUCCCUGAUGACUACCACUGUCUGGGUGACAACGAGAACCGACCAGUGAAAUGGAUGGCACCCGAAGCACUUCUUCACAACCAGUACACUACAGCUGCUGAUGUGUGGUCAUUGGGAGUAACGCUAUGGGAGUUAGCGACCUUGGGGUCAUCACCUCUGGCCGAGUUGGAUCCAGCUGAUGUUGGAGCUUUUCUUACUGGCGGGUAUCGACCAGCGCAACCGCAUAACUGUCCUGACGAAUUGUACGGUCUAAUGUGUUGGUGUUGGACGACAUCUGCCGCCGCCCGCCCAUCGGCGCCGCAAUUACUCGCCGCCCUACACGACUUUCGGCAAGCUCUUAGCACUUAUAUCUAAUUUUUCACUCUUAAUAGUUUUAACUAAAACCACUAUUCAACCAAGGUCAUUCCUUGUUACUUCAUUAUUAAAAGGUCCUUUAUUUGUUCUAUACUUUCAUGUCUUAUGCCCGGGUUCUAUACAAAUUAAUCAGUCGAUUAUAAAUUAGUAUAGCGUUUAGAGCGACUUUUUGUUCUGAAAUGUAAAUUUCGUUUUAUCUAGUCAGGAAGAUGUUUUUUGUAUACUCGUGUUCAAGAUAUUAUUAUUAUUAUAUAUACAUUUUGCUACGAAUCUUUGGCUAGUUGUUUUCAUUGUAUUUAAAAUAUAGAACUCGGACGUUAGAUAUAAUUUUGAUUAAUGUGGAUUUUAUAUUUCAUUCUCUUCUAUUCACAAUAAUAUAAUACCAAAGUGCCUGUGUGCUCAGUUUCAUUGUUUUUAUUUACGUGCUGUAAGGGACCAAUAUCGAAAGGUCACAGACAAUUUUAAUUAUUUUAAUUGAUUUAUCGGCAAAGUAUAACCUUACCAAAGAACUAAUAUUAAUUGUAGCUCAUUGGUCAAAGUAAUAUUCAUAGCCAUGGUUGGUUCCCAGGGAAAUAAUAAUUUGGUAGGAAGGCCUGAAAGGUUGACCUGAAUAUUAAAAUGGACUCCGUUAGGAAGUAAUAAGUCAGAAGUUAGGUUAUAAACAUUAGUACUACUCAAACAACAACGCCAAAGAUUACCCAAAAAUUAUUUGCAGUGGAAAUACCAUUAAUUUGAAUGGUAUUAAAAAAUGAAAUAAUCGCUUGUAAGAUUUUGCAUACAAAUUUCUAUGUCGAUUUCAUGGUAAUACUAUACAGUGGCUAGCUUUCUUUUAAGACUAGAAAAGUGAGACUGGAAAAUUCACUAAAUGUAGUGAAGUGUAAAGUGUAUAAGCCAUAACUGAAUUCGUGGAAUUCAAAUUAAUGUCUAAUUGCACUUUAAGAUGUAUAUACAAUUGUAGAAUAAACUUUAAUCAAAUCUAAGUGUCUAUUUUAUAAUGUAGAUAUUAAAUUGUACAUAAAGAGAAGUCAAUGCAAAAUGGAAUUUAAUUUUUAUGAUCGUUAGGCUAUGGCGUUUUGUUUCGUGUAAUUGAUAUACAUAGAAGUAUUUUCCAAUGAAUUGAAUCUUUG
Molecule: messenger RNA, 3315 nt
Organism: Pieris napi
Lineage: Eukaryota; Metazoa; Arthropoda; Insecta; Lepidoptera; Pieridae
Gene: Drl-2
Product: tyrosine-protein kinase Drl-like
Exons: 13
Coding region: 374-2188 (604 amino acids)
Biological process (GO): axonogenesis; protein phosphorylation; positive regulation of kinase activity
Cellular component (GO): signaling receptor complex
Molecular function (GO): ATP binding; protein kinase activity
Source: RefSeq, a predicted model, not a curated record